Molecule: messenger RNA, 12924 nt
Organism: Petromyzon marinus (sea lamprey)
Lineage: Eukaryota; Metazoa; Chordata; Hyperoartia; Petromyzontiformes; Petromyzontidae
Source: RefSeq, a predicted model, not a curated record
UUACUUUUCGUCAAGUGGAGAGGACAUUUUUUGCUCAUUAGCAACGAGCACAGCACACAGAGGGGACUCGAGUUGCAUUUUCUUGAUCUUGGGAUGCUUCUGGUUGUUGAUGCUGCGUAGAUAUUCCAGGCACCUUAAACAAAUCAACUUGGCCCUUGUGUCCAUGUCAGAUCUGGGAUGAAAUUAUUCAGUGUCGGCUGGAAUCCAAGGUGAAUGGUUGCGGUGGUAUCUGGAUUUUCUAAUUAGGUUCAAAUAAUGAAAUAAUACUUUCGUCCAGAGCUCAUGGCUUCCCAAGUGCCAACAGGCCAAAGGACACCAUGCCAUUACGGGAGUUCCAUCGUUCAGCGUGGCAGUCUCUCUUCGCAAACACUCAAAAUUUCUGGACAUCAAUACCAAAAGCCAACUGUUUUCCACGUUGGUAUAGUUAUCAGUGUAAACAGUCAGAUUGAUGAUGAGAACAGGCAGGCGUUAGAGAAACGUUGUGCCGGGGAGCAGUGAGCUAACCUGCACUUUACUAAUUAUCUGGCUUGAAAAUAUUUAUUGUAACAUUCAGUAACUAUUUCCUGUGCAGAUGGCGCUUGUUGUUUUGGGCUCAGAGCCACGUCUGGUAAAGUUUGAGCCCCACAUGCCACUGUUUAAGUGCCUCCAAGGGGGUGUGAACGUCUUUAAAUGAAUACAGCUCUCAAUGAAAACUCUGCAGUACAUUACAUUUUAUAAUACAUACACUCAACAACAAUCGAGUUUUGCAAGGAAAGAUAUUUAAACACAUUAAAUAAACAAAAUUGAUCAUCCCGCUAGUUUUUUUUUAUUAGGAAAUAUGUGUUUACUAAAGUAUUCGUUUUACCUGGGAAAGCCUCACCGAAUCUCAAGAGUCUUUAUCAGGAGGCGCCUGCUUGAGAUGUUUGGCCAACUCCUUUAAAUACGAGGACUUGGUUCUGUGGGUGAAACCAGUGCCUGGAGUAAAACCCUCACUCACAAGGUGCACAACACUAAAACAGAUAGGUCAGCCACCAUAUCUCCUGUACUGCCUGCCUCCUUCGGGCAUCCUGGAACACAUAGGGUAUACCGCGCACGUACGUAAAGCGUAUCGACGGGACGUUUGGCCGGUAUCUUAUUGUAGUACCCCUGGGAGUGACGGGUGUGUUCAGUUGCAUUGAUCCAGCGGUGUCUCCCGGGCCGCUUGCGGAUGUUGGGUGCGGCGCUGGGAACGUUGGCGUGGAGUGGAAAGCGCUCGCAUUUUCCCCCCUUUCGGCGCUACGCUCGCGGUUUUCAGUUGCACAAAGUGCUGCCGUGCCCCUUAGCUCCGGUAAUUUGGAAACCCGUGCGUCCUCCUCCACGAACCCAAGCACGGUUUUGUUGCUCGCGGCAGCGUUUGCGCCAGCUCGGGUGACGGCCGGUGCACGUGCGGCAACGUUCGAGCUCGAGGGACGACGAUCCUAGCUCUGUCGAUGAUGCUCAGGGUCAUCGUGUACCCUUGUGGCACUCUACACCUGGCCCCUUGGUUAGCACACCUGGGCACUUAACGCACGGGAGCAAUUAACACGGUGCAAGAGCCUGCUCUGGUAGUGGUCGCUGCCAGUGUCCAUUUGUCUACACGAUCAAACUCCAUGUUAGCUUCUCGGGUAUUAUAGUUUCCUCUUGCGCACAACAACCACUCAAACAGGAACUUAGCACUCAUCCAAGGAGCAGGUCUUCUUGAAAAUCACAUUCAGUGAGGCUGUCUUGAACAAACCGAGGUGUUAAUGCAUUCUUUGAUUUUGUGCCAAACCGUGGUAUGUGUUGGUAAUGCGAUUGGCGACCGGUGCCAUGUAUGUCGUGGCAGCGACGUCACCAAGAAAUAAUUUCUGCGUCUGGCUAAAUUUGGUGCGUUCAGCGGAAACCGGCGCCGCGAAGGUGGAGUUGGCACCUGCGCUGGAAGUUCGAGCCCCGUCGCUCCGGUCGGCCCGGCCAGAACCGCGCAGGAUUUGUAUUCACCGCGACGAUUGGUGCGGCACCGUGGGUAAAUCACGCGGUCCGUCUCGGUGCCUUAAAUAAGCAAAUGUAGGGGUCGGUGCAUGUUUUGUUCUUGGUGUUUUAAAUGCAGAUAUUUAUUUAUUUUAUCCCCGCUCUGUGGUUGGGUGUCCACUACGCAGUACUCGGAAUCUGUGAAGAGUAAAAGAGGAGAGAGAAAGGGGAAUGAAUUGCUUCAGUUAAGCGCUUGGCACUGCAUUGCAGUUGAAUUUGCGUGAGACAACGUUGUUUUGUUGUGGAACUGAGCUGAACCCUCAGCUGGUAUACGUAAACAUACGCACACAAGGAGAGGUGGGAUGCAAUUCGGCUUGUUGAAAUGCAAACCACCCAAUCGUGGGAUUGUGAGUUUAAAUCCAGACUCUGCUCCAUCAGCAGCUUCUUCAUCAUCACCAUCAUUGCCCCUCGAGGCGGUGCCAUCUUUUCAUAUCGGUGACCACGGCUGAAUGCCUAUUUGAUCACGGGAUCACUUCACACUUAGACUUUUGGGAUUGAAGUGGCCCUUAAUAAUUCUGUCUUCGCCAGCGAGACACACGGAUCCGGCGUGGCCGGAUGCCGGCGGGAGCGCGCGGGCACUUUUGCGUAACCGCGGGACGUUGUGAAACUCGGUGCGGCUGGGGAGCGACUCGCUCAAUCCGUGGUCGUGCCGCUCUGCCGGCCGCUCUCACCAGCGCCGUGCCGCGCCCCCACCUUGAGAGUGCGUGCCGUGAGCCCAGCUCGGUGACCCACCAACCAAUACAUUUGUCGAGCCAGGGACACUGCCUGCACCCAAUGAAAGUUUCCAACGCUUAAGUAAAUAAAUACCACGCAUUUAUUUAUCGCUUCGGAAUUCAGCGCCCAUUAUUAAUCCGUUGCCAGACUAUAGAUGUGGUCUGCAGUGCCAAUACCACCAUGACCUCACUAUGUCGAUGUCCAGCUUUGCUGGUAUCACUUGAUAUGGAAUAAACUGUGGUGUUGCCUGCAUUGUUUAGCAACACCUUGCAGUCUUUACGAUUGCCUCUUCUAAAUGAAGAGUGAUUCCCAUCCUUUGAUACAUAUAUUUUUAUAUUACUGUAUUGUUUUAGUGCAGUCAUUUUAAUGGACGAUUUUGCAAAAAGCCACUGAGUGUGUAUUUUUUUAAUGAGAAACUCUCAAUUAAAAUUAAAUCCUAGCUCCUAAUUUUGCAUGUUUGCACCUCUAAGCGAUGUGUCUUGGACUGCAAAAUUAGUUUUUAAUUUUGUGACAGAGAAUAAAAUGACAGCCAGGAUCAUCUUAGCGAUGGCACUCAUAAACAAAGCUACAACAUUGUAUUCUGCAGUCACGAAAGCUUUAAAUCAAAAUUUACUACAACAUUGUGUCGACAGCCCGACACGUACAUAGCGUCGGUACUUUCCUACAAGAUGAGAGCUGUUUUCUCUUGGGGUUUCAUAUUUUCCUUUAAAAUCGAUAGCUGGUAUUGGGGCGACGCUGAUAGGGGCCACUUCACUGCGUGCGAGUGUCUAUAUCUGUAUCCCAGCUCGAUUUAUAUCGUUUACUUAUACUGUCCAUGACAUCCCCACUGAGCUGCAGUACUCCUUUCAAUAGGUUCCUGCAUUGAGAUGUUCGGCCAAUUCCUUUUAAAGGACUGUUUUGUAUGUGCAACAAAACUGGGGUAGCUGGAGAGAACCCGCCAGGUACACAGGGGAAUAAUAUUGAUAGGGUCCACACACAAUGUGGGUGUGUUGCCCUGGCUCGGUUGUCUCGCGGCCCGGCGGGGUUUGGAGAUCUUCAAAACCUGCGGGAUCCACCAAUCUGUGCCCCCAUAGCUCAUGUGUAGUCUCUUAUGCCUCAUUUCUUUGAUCACUGGGAACCAGGCUCUGCCAGCCCAGGAACGGCCCAGUUCUUGCCCGGAAACGUCACCGAUUCCCAGCUCCAUGUCCCCAUGCUCCAUAGAACCGUGAGCUUCCAUGGGCUCGACCACUCCCAUUCCUUCCUCCCCCAACUCAUCCCUCUUCCUACUCUCUGGAAUGGGAUGUCAAGAAGAUAUAUUGUUUUAUGUUAGAUUAUUUGAAAAGUGUAACGAAGGCAUGGGUUAGUGUAGACUAUUUUAAGUGAGUCGUAAUUUUUAGACGUAAAUUUUUAACGCAUAGAGCCGAGACGUUUAAAGCAAAUGAGUGAUGUCACAGUUGGUUUGCAUCGAUCUCCUGUAUACCAGGCGAGGGAGUUAACAUCUCGCCCCCGCAGAUAACGUUGAACAUGCUUCACAUGGCACUUGUUGCUGUGAUGUGAUCGGUAGUCUGUGUACAGAACCGCUUGCAUGUAAUGCAUUUGCUGGGACGCACGCAGACCCCGUGCUUAUAAUCUGUCAAGUGUUCUCUAUGCAACACUCGCUCCUGUGAUCUCUUCAGCUCAGGGGGAGGGGAGCGGGUGGAGAAACAUGCUUAGGUUUGGUCAGCUUUCUCCUUUAUCCUCUUGCUGUGUUCUGUAACAGCUUGAAGUUGCGCGUUCAAGACCACAAAAUGAGCUUCCCAAAAGCUUCCUGCGCUCGUGACAUUUGUGAUAUCCCUCAUAGACCGCUCUUUCAUUCGCGAUAUCUAUGCCGCUUUGGUGCACAAAACUCAGCCCUUUCCCCUACAAUAGUGGCUUCUAAAUUAUUGCCGGGCUGCACUGAACAACUUGUGUUCAAAACUCGUUUCUGCUUCUUGCAGCGAUGGUUCUGCUGCCUGUAUUGUUGAAUGGAUGAUGCCCGUGUGAACCAUUUGUUCGACUGUGGACGCGAGCAGGUGACAAGUAUCAGCAGGUGACAUGCUGAUACUUGUUUAAAAGCACCAUACUAGAGUAGCACUGUAUUUGUGUGCCUCCAAGUCUUCACAUUGAUUAAUGGUAUGGAAAUGAUCAUGGCCUUUAUCCAGGAAAGCUUCAUUGAGUCUCAAGACACGUAUUUACUCGAUGCCUGCUUUGGAUAUUUGGAUACUAUCUCAUUAAAUUUUUAUCACAGUGAUCUGUUGAUCUAAAAAACAUAUUUACUAUGUUUAUAGUGCAAUUUUUUUGACUUGCAGGCAAAAAGUGUAUCGUUAAAAUGGUGAAGCUACAAUCAUCUCGCAUCUACUGUGUAUGCAGUGUUAUAUAACAAUUUGUGGUGUCUCAAUAAUUAUUCACAGCCUUUUUGUAAAUCCACUGCUGGAUGAAGGCCCCCCCACGCCACGUAGGCCAUAGGGGUUAUUUGACCGUGCAUAGCCACGCCGGGCAUUGUGGGUUGGUGAAGGGGUGGUUGAGAACCAGCUGGGAAUACAUUCGCCACUGAUGUUAGCCAUGGCAGGGAAUCAAACUCGGAUCUCUGUGUUUGUUGUGCAACGUGCAAUACACUGUACUACUGCUCCACCCCCUUUCACCAUUAGGUGCGGGCAAAUUGUUUGGUGUUCCCACGAUGAGUGCCACACUCUGGUAAAGUAAUUGUCUCUGGAUCUUUGUUGUUUCUGGCAUUAGCCUCAUCUCGUAAUGACCCCCCCCGCCCCGAGAAAUGCUGUGGAACUCAAAAUUAAUGUUUUAUUUACAUUUUGUCUUGCCGAUGUUAUUCAUUCCUUUCGUGAUUUAAGAAAAUUCCCCUCUGGCCACUUUUUGUUCCAGGCUAAACUUCCUUAGCCUUCUUUGUAUUUUUCACCACAAACCUUGUCCUGAAAAUCCGAGAAAUAUUUUAUUUUCUCGCUCGCUAAGCUCGCACUCGAUUCGUGAUGGUGGCUCGGUACGGACGUGGGGGAAAAAAAAGUUUGAAUUGAAAAUCUAUUCCUGUAUUCGCUCAGACCCUAUCAUGGUAGAGUUAUGGCCAGUGGUUCAGAUAGGGACUACAACGAUGUCUAAACUGAAAGUCACUGAAUACAGUAUCGCAUCAUUACUGAUGUUAAUUUAAAUCAAGUUCUUUGAGGGCUAGAAAGUUAACAUUUUCUAUAAUCAUGGCACAGUUGAUUGCUAUUAUGUCUGAAAAAUGCAAAGCCAUUCAUAAAAAAAUGUCGGUACCCCAUAAUUAAAGGACAGCAUAUUAUGUAUGCUGGGUUUGACACCUCGUCCUAUGAAGGUUUGUAUUUUGAAGUUUUGAUGGGUACUGAACCCCAAAUAUUAAAAUAUUUUUUAAUAGUGUGACACUGACGUAGAUAAUAAUGGAUAAUUAAAUAUUGAAACUUUUGUUUUGGUGUUUUUUUAUGGAGUCUGAUUGUGGGACCACGUAUGAGCAUCCACCCUCUCCCAGUCUCUGUGUGCGGAAUAGCAAUUGGGAUGGCGGAGGCUGUGUGCUUGGCAGUUGAAGGCGCCGGCGUGCGCUGUAGCGGCGGCACUUGGCAGGGGUUCGCCGCCCCAGCUCGUGGCCCCCGCUGCAUCGUCGCCAGCCCCCACGGGAGACACGGAAUCAGAAAUAUGCUUUUUUUCACAUUCGUGGUAUUCGCUGCAGAAUAGUAAUAACAAGUGGUUUUGCCUUUUGGUAUUUACUGUAAUUUAUAGACUUGCACCACAAUGAGAAUUUUGAGCACAGUUUCACAACGUGUACAAGUCUCUUCAUUGCGCCAAAAAAAAAAGGUCAAACUGUCUUCCGGCGUGAACAGUGAUGGGGGUGGUGUUCAUUUGUGUUGGUGGCCCAGAGCCAGUGGUGGAAAUUAUCUUAUGCUAUUCGGGCGGGGACCGGGCAAAUGAUGUUGACUUCCCACGGUGGCAUUCACCCGAGGGUGGAUAAAAAGGCAUUUCGUCCUAGUACGUCCGACACCGCGGUAUUUUCUGAUAAUAUCUCCCUUGUUGAGAACGGUGGGCAAAUGAUUUCUGUCUGAAUUCAAGUCUUGAUUGGUUGUCAUACUGACGCUCGAGUAAAAAGCCACGUUAUGAUUACACUAAUGAUGACCCUCAUCCUACCGCUACUUGUGCUAGAACUCGGGGUUAUUUCUCCAGACAGGUAGCUCUGAUGCCGUCUCUGGAGAGCCUCACGAGCUGUCCGAGAUAAACAUCGCCCCGGGUGGGUGGUGCUCUUUCUCCCAGGGAAGAGCGCUGGUGACAUUGGCAGUGGAGCAGAAUUAGCUGGACUGCACGGUGGGCUUGAGUCAAGAGUCGUGUGUUCCUUUCUGCCUUCUGUUUUGUCGCUGGUGUACAUCGUCGAUAGUGUGGGGAGCAGCGGCGGGAAGCUCGUACUGAUUGCAUGGAGCUACGAUCCCGUUCGACCUGGGUUCGAAUUUUGACCGUGCACGACAUCGGCGGACUUAGAUGUGGCACAGGCUUCCAUUUGGUUGUCAAAAUCGAAAGCCAGAAAUGUCCAAACAGGAGAGUUGGUGGCCAUCAAAAUCAUCAAACUGGAGCCCGGAGAUGACUUCUCGGUGAUCCAGCAAGAGAUUGUGAUGAUGAAGGAGUGCAAACACACCAACAUCGUCGCCUACUACGGCAGCUACCUACGGCACGACAAGCUUUGGAUUUGCAUGGAGCACUGCGGAGGAGGGUCCCUCCAGGAUAUUUAUCACGUGACGGGGCCCCUGACGGAGCGGCAGAUCGCGUACGUGACCCGGGAGACGCUCCAGGGCUUGGCCUACUUGCACAGCGAGGGGAAGAUGCACAGAGACAUCAAGGGGGCGAACAUUCUGCUCACGGACGACGGAGACGUGAAGCUGGCCGACUUCGGGGUCUCUGCUCAGAUAACGGCUACGAUCGCCAAAAGGAAGUCCUUCAUCGGCACCCCUUACUGGAUGGCUCCGGAGGUGGCGGCGGUGGAGAGGAAGGGCGGCUACAACCACCAGUGCGACGUGUGGGCCGUGGGCAUCACCGCCAUCGAGCUGGCUGAGCUGCAGCCGCCCAUGUUCGACCUGCACCCCAUGAGGGCCCUCUUCUUGAUGUCUAAGAGUGGCUUCCAGCCGCCCAAACUCAGGGACAAGCAGAAGUGGUCGCCCGUCUUCCACAACUUCAUCAAGAUGGCGCUAACCAAGAACCCCAAGAAGAGGCCCACGGCGGAGAAGAUGCUGACGCAUUCGUACGUCCAGCAGCCGCUGAGCCGGGCACAGGCGUUGGAGUUGCUGGAGCGCGUGAGUGACCCUGAGCCGCCCACUGCGGCCCCCGACCCCGACCUCGAUGACGAUGAGUUGCAGUUCUCAGUGCCACACAGGAUCCGCUCGAUGAACCGACAGAGAACCGAGAGGACACUGUCAGAGAUAAAUUUCGACCGGGUGAAGUUCAACCUCCCACUGCGCAAGGAGACGGAGCCCAACCACGACACGGAUGUGCAGCAAGGGAGCUACGAGUGUGGGCCGCUCUGGGCCCACAGCACAGGAGGCGACCUGAGCCUGCUGAGGUCCGUCGAGGAGGAGCUGAAGCAACGCGGCCACGCGGCUUGGCUAAACGAUGACGGAGAUGCGAGCCAACACAUGAGAUAUCACGAUUACUGCAACAGCUCCACAAUCAAGGUCACGACUUCCAUAAAGGCGACGGACGAGAGCAACGUCGUCGUCGUCAAGGAGGAGGAGGUGGAGGGAGACGGCGCCACCCCCGCCCCUCCCGCAGCGCCGGGCCCUCCGCGGGACGAGGCGGACCUCGGGGCCGGGGCGGCCCUCGGGGCCGGGGCGGCCGGGGCCGAACCCAGGGCCACGUUCCGUCAGUUUGCUCACAUGUGGGUGCAGUACCACAACGCCCCACAGCCCCUGGUGGCAGAGAUAAUUAAUGGCGAUGAACUCACCGGUCUGCCCGUGAUUGAAAACUCAUCCAGCAUGGAGGGGCAGCCGCUUCUGACUCCUGGUCACAAGGACAAGAAGGACUUCUCAAGCUGGUGUAACGGACUUCCUCCGACUCCCAAGGUUCACAUGGGCGCCUGCUUCUCCAAGGUGUUCAACGGAUGUCCCCUCCGCAUCAGCUGCGCCACCUCCUGGGUGCACCCCGACACCAGAGACCAGCACAUCAUAAUCGGCGCCGAGGAAGGGAUCUACACCCUCAACCUCAACGAAUUGCACGAGGCUACAAUGGAGCAGCUCUACCCACGGCGCUGCACCUGGCUCUACGUGUUCAACAACGUGCUCAUGGCCAUAACCGGCAAGGCAGGCACGCUCUACUCGCACGCGCUCCUGGGCCUGUUUGAGCAGGCGCGGCGUGAGCAGAAGCUGCCCGACCGCAUCCUGCCAAGGAGGUUCAUGGUCUCCACCAAGAUCCCCAACAGCAAGGGAUGCUACCGGUGCUGUGUGGUGCGGAACCCGUACACGGGCUGCAAGUACCUGUGUGCAGCGCUACACACGGGCGUGCUGCUGCUGCUGCAGUGGUACGAGCCGCUCAUGAAGUUCAUGCUCAUCAAGCACGUGGAUGCGCCCCUACGCAGCCCGCUGGUGCUCUUCGAGAUGCUGGUGAUGCCGGAGCAGGAGUUCCCGCUGGCGUGCGUGGCGCUGGCGUCGAGCUCCCAGCCGGAUCAGGUCGUCUCGUUCCACGCCAUCGACCUCAACACGGGCGCCUGCAGCCAAGCUGGGGGACACCCGCUGGAGGCCGUCUACGUGAACCAGCUGGAGAGGGACAGCGUGCUCGUGUGCUUUGACAAGAGCGUGAAGAUAGUGAAUCUUCAGGGCAAGUUGAAGUCCAGCAAGAAGCUGGCCUCUGAGCUGUUCUUCGACUUCCAAAUCGAGUCUAUCGUGUGCCUGCAGGACAGCGUGCUGGCAUUCUGGAAGCACGGCAUGCAGGGACGAAGCUUCCGAUCCAACGAGGUCACGCAGGAGAUCACGGACCGCUCGCGAGUCUUCCGGCUGCUCGGCUCCGAGAGGGUGGUGGUGCUGGAGAGCCGGCCCACGGACAACCCCUCCGUGCACAGCAACCUCUACAUCCUGGCGGGCCACGAGAACAGCUACUGACUUCGCCAACGUCGCCCUGCUCUCAUCAUCCAUGCCCUGCUCUCAUCAUCCAUGCACCCCAGCGAAUGGCACGCUCCGUUCCCCAUCCGGCGUGCCACCCAUGCCGAACUGUGGGGCGGAGGGCGAGUGGUCACCCAUCGGUACGAUGCUGCUGCCGAGACGGGCACGCAGCGCCCAAAUCUAAGCACGCCAGCUUAUUAAAGGCCGGAGCACAGCUCUGGAUCCACUCUGUCGAUUGGAAGACAAAUCUCUGGGUCCUUGCGAGUGACCUCUCAAAUGCGGGGGCAACUACGUGUUCCGCUGAGGUUCCUUACCGCCAAGAGAGGGAGGGAGUCCUCCUGCAGCAGACACUUUCUUGCUGUGGUUGCAGUCGUCACGGAUAUGCUGGGGUAUGUUAUGUUAAAUGUUGUGUAGCAACAUGGGAUGUGGCCAACACAGCUGUGCUGCUGCUCUCUGAUGUUUACUGCCUCGCCCUGGCCAGGAUAUAACACACGGCUUGCCUGGCCCACGAUGCACCGAGUGUGGACGUGGCCUUCGCUCCGACGCAUUCCCUGCCAGCGACUCGGUGAACAGCCGGGUUCUCUGCUUUUUCAUUUGUUCUGGCGACCAUCUCUGUAAGCUGUUCCCUCAAGAAUCCACCACCGACGACGGGAACAGAACAAACUUGCGGAGCCUCGAAGGGCGGCUCCGCGUAGGCGGCGUGUUUUGCGGCGCCCUUGCGGAGAGCGGCGGGGUGGGGGAACGGAGGAGCCGUGCGAUGGGACUACGCACGCCUGCUUGUUGCUGCCGGUGUACUCGACGCAAUAACUACGCGCUGUCUGCCGCACCAUGGGCGUUAAAGAUCCCACGACUUCAUUGGUAAGAGUAGGCCAUUGUGUGCCGGCUUCGUUUGCCGAAUUUGCAAAAUUACUCGCAAUUGGAAUGUACGUAGCGAUCAUCCCCCCCCCCCACCCCAAAAAAAAACUUGGCAGGACCCUCCUGAAAAACAGUGGUGAGACUCAACGAGGUGUUCCUCAGUUACAAAAUAGAUGCCCUCGGUUCGAUGGCCAUGGUGGGAGUUUGCGCAUGUACGAGAUACAAUGAUUUGCCAGUAUUGCUAGCUACAGCGUCUGUGUACACACGCUAGCGUGUGUGCGUUUGUGUAUUCAAUGAACUGAGAGUCGAAGCUGCAUGCGUGCGCGUGAGAGGCUGUGCGUCUGGUCUUGUGUGCGUGUUUGCGUGAGGUCGCUCACCGCCGCAUUGCCACACAGAUGCGUUUGCCAUAAUAGCUGCCCGUCGAUCAAAACUCUAUGCAACUCCUCGUGGGCCUACCCAUCCCACCGUUUCAUUCAUAGCCACACCUUGAGCGCAAGUUUUAACAGCAUCGUCAACAUCACCGGCAUGCCCAUUUAGUUAACGUGAUGUAUACGUUUUCUUAUCGUACCACAAAAACCUUUAUAACGUAUUGGACGGCUACCCGAAAUUCCAUUCAUCAUCAUACAUAUCCACCGUAAUCUCUGCUCUGCUAGAAAACAUACCCAAGAUAACCUGACUAAAAAAUACCCCGUGGACAACCACAACUUGAUUGGUUAGAGAGAGAGGGUGCUUGAGAACGUUCGGGACUUCACACCUAUAUUUAAUUUUGAAAUGCGUAAAAUGUACUCGUAUUAACUCUGAGCGUGAGAGUGCACGCCUGUGCACGAACGUUACGUUCGGCCUCGUAAAGCUAAACACAGCUGGCUGUGUAAAUGCUAUCGGGGUUGACAGUUUACCCACACAGACAACAGUUCACAUCCGAGCUGGGGUCACAACCCACAGGUGGGCCGUGGCCGUCAUAGCAGCACAGUUCUUCACGUGCUGUAUUAUUCCACCUCGUGCACUCAUUUGUUGCAAACAUGGGUUUCAUUUGUCGAAAAUAUGCGAGAAAGAGCGAGAAGUGGUUUGCUGGAAGGAGACUCCAAAUGCCGUAUAUAUUCUUGUCGGGCAUGCGGAGCCUUUGGGCCGCCCUUGUUGAGCACACCGCUUGGGUCGUGAGCAGUGGCUGCCCUCGGGGGGCGAGCCCCACGUGUCCUAGAGGCGGCCGUGACUGCUGUAAGCUAGUACUGCGUCGGCACAUGUUGCGGCUCACCGUGGAGAUUGUCGAUGACGCAACAUGCUUGUGUUCUCAGGCACAUCAUAUGUCAAUGUGUGUAUUCAUAGUCACAGCCACCGAUGUAUUUUGCGCGUUCCUGUAUAUACACAUAACGCUGUACUGUUUGCGCAUAUAUGUACAACUUUUCGCAUUGUCAUCACUUACAUGGGCUUCAGGUAUGCCUUCACCAAAAAGGGUGAGGCUUAGGACUUGAAAUGAAAUGGCAUGCAUCGUUAAACGCUGUCCUUAACAAAAAAAAAUCGAAUUUCCCAGUGAAGCGACUGUCCCUUGUCAUUGGUCGUUAUGGUUUGCUUGGUGCAGCUGUAAUUGACGAUGGCAAUGGACCACACCGUUGCGCUCUAACAAAUCACACUUUCGGGUGGAACUGAUCACAAAAGAGAUUUCGUGCCUGAGAAUCUAACUCUGCAUUUUAAAGGUCGUACGAGUGUGGUGUGUGUUGUUACUCAGUUUUACCCUACAAGCAUGUAUUUACAUUAGCACUUUCACCAGUUCAUUUUCAUUUAUUUCCAUUGGAACAUUUCCCAGGAAAAGUAAUAAUUUUCAAACCUGUCAAUCCACUGCUGGAUGAAGCAACCCAUGCCGUAUUAGCCAUGGGUAUUUUUGUUGAUUAUACUUCACUAAGCUGGUCAGCACGGGUUGAAGGAAUUAAUGUAAUAGAACAUUUUCCAAAAUUUACAUUGAACGAGGGAUUUUUUUCUCAAUUUUGACCACGGAUUUCUAUAUUUUGACAUGAACAUGCAAAUAGGCCAAUGAUAAAAAUGACGCGAGAGUGUGCUCUAACAACGUCACGCGUUUUGAAUACGAGCCGGUAUGGUUUGCGUGCAUCAUCACCGUUCAUUAGCAAAACCUUGCUAUUUGUAUUUGUUUGUUCAACCCCAACAGAUGUCCGCAAGAAAUGUAACAAAACGUUCCAGCAAUGUUUUAAGCAUUUUCAAACGAAACCUCGGAAGCACUCCGGUGCAAUUGUACUUAAUAAACAUCUGAAAU